This is a messenger RNA of Pezoporus flaviventris, 1686 nucleotides long. RefSeq names its product centrin-2-like. Gene Ontology annotation, cellular component: centriole; centrosome. NCBI's taxonomy places the organism in Eukaryota, Metazoa, Chordata, Aves, Psittaciformes, Psittacidae. The transcript has 7 exons. Bases 1 to 1011 code for a protein of 336 amino acids. The record is from RefSeq and is a predicted model, not a curated record. Gene Ontology annotation, biological process: mitotic cell cycle; centriole replication; nucleotide-excision repair. Gene Ontology annotation, molecular function: calcium ion binding.
AUGUUUCCUUCAGCCCCCUCAGCCCCUUCAGCCCCCUCCCAGGCCCUCCGCAGCCCUUCCAGGCCCCCUCACACCGACCCUGCCCCACUCACCACACCGGCGCCCCUCACACACUCCACCACCCGCCCUCACGCCCGGUCCGGCUCCGCCCAUCUCUUCACGCCCACCAAUCAGCGCAGACGCUUCCAGCAGACCCCGCCCACUCCGCCGGCUCCCGCCACUUCUGCUCCCCCGCGCUCUGGGCUGAGCAUCGCGUUAGGUGCCUGUCGCUCGCUGAUUGCAAUUGUCCAAGCAUCUCCCAAUAGGAGCAAGGGUUGCCAUGGCAGCGGCGUGGGGCCAUUAGCCAAUGAGAAAGCGCAACUGCCAGGACCGGAGCCGCCGCCGGGCAGCGGCCACAGGGAUGGUGAGUGCGGCCCGGCCCGGCCCGGGGGCGGCCUCAAGGCCUGCCCUGCUUCGCUCCGCUCCCGCUUCCCGCUCUUGUGUUGCUGCGCCAAGGCCUCCAGCUUGCCGAAGCCCUCGCAGGGAGGCGCGACCCAGGGGAAGAAAGCGAACCCCACGCUGGAGCUCACCGAGGAGGAGAAGCGGGAUAUCCGAGAGGCUUUCGACCUGUUUGACACGGAUGGCACUGGGUACGUGGAUGUUAAGGAGCUAAAGGUGUCCAUGAGAGCACUUGGGUAUGAACCUAGAAGAGAAGAGAUCAAGAAAAUGGUAUCAGAUAUCGAUAAGGAAGGAACAGGAAAAAUCAGCUUCAGUGGCUUCUUAAGAGUGAUAACACAGAAAAUGGUUGAAAAAGAUUCCAAAGAGGAGAUUCUCAAAGUCUUCAAACUCUUUGAUGACGAUGAAACUGGUAAAAUCUCUUUCAAAAACCUCAAACGUGUCGCCAGAGAGCUGGGGGAGAAUCUCACGGAUGAGGAGCUGCAGGAAAUGAUCGAUGAAGCAGACAGAGACGGGGAUGGGCAAGUGAACGAGCAGGAAUUCCUGAGCAUCAUGAAUGAGACCAGCCUUUACUGAAACAGUUUCACCUCUGUUUUGCACAUAUGUGUAAACAUUUAAUAGGCACCUCACUUUUUUACAGCCUUUAUUUCUUUUCAGACAGCAAAAAAUGUGGGUCAGUGUUCUUGACGUGAAUGUUCUUACACUUGUGUUUGUGAGCAGUUACCAGCUGCAAACCUAUUUAGGUGUAACAAUGUGGCUGCUCCUUCGUGCUCAUAAGAUCUUUACACUCUGUGUAUAGAUCACAUUUGUCAGUGCCGGUGUUCACACCCCUUCUCUGAUUAAAACCCAUGUGUCAAAUGAUUAUGGUUUGGCAAAGAGAGGACUCAAAACCUGAUAGUGCAAAGCUGUUAUUCAGCAGUUGAUGGUUUUAAUUCAGUGCCUUGGUUUGGGUGCAGCUGCAGUGAACUAUUUAUAUGACAUAUAUGCAGGGCUCAGCACUUUAUACUCUGUUUGACAGUGAUUACCCUCCUCCCCAUUUUUAGUAUGUUCUUUAAAAAUAAAGUAAUAAGUAAAUAGACUGCUGCAACUUAUGGUACUGCUUCUCAGUACCCACCUUCGAAGAAAUCUCUUUGCAGCAGGAGAGGAAAGUGGCCAGAGCUGCUGCUGCUGCAAACUCUGGACAGUUGCAGGAAUAUUCAGUGGCUUCACAUAUAAGAUUGUAUUUAAACUAAAGUGUCUUAUUUUAAGCCA